Molecule: messenger RNA, 2501 nt
Organism: Gavia stellata (red-throated loon)
Lineage: Eukaryota; Metazoa; Chordata; Aves; Gaviiformes; Gaviidae
Gene: MPP3
Product: MAGUK p55 scaffold protein 3
Exons: 19
Coding region: 113-1873 (586 amino acids)
Cellular component (GO): plasma membrane; cell-cell junction
Molecular function (GO): protein binding
Source: RefSeq, a predicted model, not a curated record
AUCAGCUUUAUCCAAGAUACCAUAAGGACUGCCUCUGAAUCGCAGUCCAGAAAGAAGAAACAGUCGUGUUGAUUUAAGUUGAACAUUUGUCUCUAAGAUUAAGAACAAAGCCAUGCCAGUGCUUUCGGAAGACUCAGGAUUGCAUGAAACUUUGGCCCUUUUGACAUCUCAGCUAAGACCUGAUUCAAAUCAUAAAGAGGAAAUGGGAUUCCUUAGGGAUGUCUUCAGUGAAAAGAGUCUCAGCUAUCUGAUGAAGAUUCAUGAAAAACUCCGUCAUUACGAAAGACAGAGUCCAACUCCUGUUUUACAUAGUGCAGCAGGAUUAGUUGAAGAUGUAAUAGAAGAAUUGCAGACUGCACCAGUGAAUAAUGAAGAAAAAGAGCUACUUCAGCUGUUGUCAACACCACAUCUCAGGGCAAUGCUUGUAGUACAUGACACGGUAGCACAGAAGAACUUUGACCCAGUCCUUCCACCUCUACCCGAUAACUUUGAUGAUGAUUUUGAUGAGGAAUCAGUGAAAAUUGUUCGGCUAGUGAAAAAUAAAGAACCCUUGGGAGCUACCAUCAGAAGAGAUGAGCAUACAGGAGCUGUGAUUGUAGCAAGGAUCAUGAGAGGUGGUGCAGCUGAUCGCAGCGGUCUUGUCCAUGUUGGAGAUGAGCUAAGAGAAGUCAAUGGUAUUACUGUGCUUCACAAACGACCAGAAGAAAUAAGUCAGAUUUUGGCUCAGUCUCAGGGAUCAAUAACAUUAAAAAUAAUUCCAGCCAUCAAAGAAGAAGAUCGUCUAAAAGACAGCAAGGUGUUUAUGAGGGCGCUUUUCUGCUAUAAUCCCAAAGAAGACAGAGCCAUUCCCUGCCAGGAGGCUGGGCUGCCAUUUAAGAGACGACACGUCCUAGAAGUUGUAAGCCAAGAUGAUCCCACAUGGUGGCAAGCAAAGCGUGUUGGAGAUACCAACCUCAGAGCAGGCUUAAUCCCCUCAAAACAGUUCCAAGAAAGACGACUGACUUACAGAAGAACAAUAGGCACUCUGCAGAAUCCCAGAACUGUGAAGAAACCACUAUAUGAUCAGUCUUCUGAUAAAGAAGACUGUGACUGUGAAGGAUAUUUCAACGGACAGUAUAUCGCUGGCUUACGCAGGAGCUUUAGAUUAAGUCGUAAAGAUAAGGAGAACAAUCUGAACGAAGGAAAGCAAGCAGAGCAGGCAGACGCAGCAGAGUUCCUAACGUACGAAGAAGUCACAAAAUAUCAGCAGCAGCCUGGUGAACAGCAGAGGCUGGUGGUUUUGAUUGGUUGUUUGGGGGCCAAAUUAAGCGAGCUCAAGCAGAAGGUUGUGUCAGAGAAUCCACAGGAGUAUGGUGUUGCAGUUCCACAUACAACCAGGUCAAAGAAAAGUCAUGAGAAAGAAGGAGUGGAAUACAAUUUUGUCUCUAAGCAAUCAUUUGAGACAGAUGUGCAGCAAAACAAAUUUGUGGAACAUGGAGAAUAUAAAGAAAAUCUGUAUGGUACAAGUCUUGAGGCAAUCCGGUCCGUGAUGGCCAAAAAGAAGGUUUGUUUGGUGGAUGUAGUACCUGAAGCAGUAAAGCACUUGAGGACUCCUGAGUUUAAGCCUUAUGUUAUCUUUGUGAAGCCUCUCAUUCCAGAAAAGAAAAAACAUGUCCUAAAAUCUCCUGUGUCAGAAGAAAUCUCAGCCCCCCUUGAUGAAGAACAGCAGGAAAUUAUUAAUUCAGCAGCAUUCAUUGAAGAGCAGUAUGGCCAUUUAAUUGACACCGUACUGGUGAAGGAAGAUCUCCAGAGUGCAUGUUAUCAGCUGAAAACUGUGCUAGAGAAACUAAACAAGGAUUCAUUUUGGGUGCCAGUCAACUGGGUUAGGUCAUAGCUUGUUAUCAUCUGAUUAAGGGAAAGAUUAUAUAAAAACGUCUUGUAAAUAUAUGGAUUAGACAAGUGAAAUAUGUCAAAUUCACUUCAAAACUGCUGGACUACCUAGAAGGUAAUACAUAAAGACUGUAAGAGACAAACUAAACAAGGUCAGAAGCUGACACUGCCUUCCUGAAUCAAAAUCUUGAAUAGCAGUGUCAUUUAAAAGUGAAUACUCAAGACUAAACAGAUCAGUAAAAGAUUGGUGUGACUUUCAGACUGUAAGUAGUGUGUUUUGUACAGUAAAGUUUCACAGAGGGUCCCACACUUCCAAAGCAUCUAAGUAGUGCUAGGACACUAACCAGCUGGAAUUUUCAUCUUUUGGCCACAAAUUUUGUGGCUAGAGUUAAAGCAUCUGAACAAGGUAUGUUUCAGGAACCAGUCUGCCUACAGAACAAGCUACUUCAGCUAGGUUCUUUGGAGAGUGCUUACACCAUGUCAAUUACUCAAACGUUCAACUGGCUGACAGGCCAGCAAAACACGUUUCCCUUCACUCAGGAUGUUUAGCUGCAAAUCCCUUCUGAUUAGACACUAAAACUAGGCCAGUUAUAUAUUUUAGUGGCUGAGAGGGGGGGUUUGUUUUUUUACAU